This is a messenger RNA of Nelumbo nucifera (sacred lotus), 753 nucleotides long. Its product is annotated as transcription repressor OFP14-like. The record is from RefSeq and is a predicted model, not a curated record. Gene Ontology annotation, biological process: negative regulation of DNA-templated transcription. Lineage: Eukaryota; Viridiplantae; Streptophyta; Magnoliopsida; Proteales; Nelumbonaceae.
AUGCCCAUAAAACUCAAGAAAUCUCUCCAGAUUUAUCUCUCCAAGCUCAAAAAACCAACUCCACAACUUCGUAUCUCUCACAGAGCCAUCACCUCUUCUACUUGUUGGAUCUUACCUGGGUGCAAGCACCCCAAGACCCCUUCAUUUGCCGCCGGUCGUCACCGACCAGAUUCCCAUAACAGCGAUGAAACUGCAGCGCUCGCCGACGUCGACGUCGACCAUUUCUACCACAAAGAUACUCAUGACUUAGGAAAUUCGACCAGCUUUCUUCUCGAGUCGUCCGGGCUUGUUGACCCUCCACCUGACGCCCGUCCAUCGCAAAGAUUCUUUGUAUUGCCAAGCUCAUCGAAUUCACUAAUCGAAGAAGCCCGAUCGAGCAGGAACACGACAACGUUUGAUGACAUCGGUUCUAGCUCUAACACUCUCCCUGACUAUAUACCAGAAUCUAUAGCACUAUCAGCUCAGAUGAAGGGUCUGAAUCUCCCUGAUGACAGUAUUGCCAUCCUAACGUACUCUUCGAACCCGUACGACGACUUCCAGCGAUCAAUGAAGGAAAUGGUAGAUGCCUAUUUCUGGCGAUACCGGACAAUCGACUGGGAUUUCAUGGAAGAGCUGCUCUUUUGCUACUUGAUGCUAAACGAGAAGAAGUCACACAAGUACAUACUUGGUGCGUUCGUGGACCUGAUUGCGACUUUACGUCAGAACACCUGCAGGAUUCCGGCAAAGGCACCAAAAUAUUCCGGCCAUUGGUAA